This is a messenger RNA of Malurus melanocephalus (red-backed fairy wren), 1128 nucleotides long. RefSeq lists its product as uncharacterized. The record is from RefSeq and is a predicted model, not a curated record. NCBI's taxonomy places the organism in Eukaryota, Metazoa, Chordata, Aves, Passeriformes, Maluridae. The transcript has a single exon. Bases 1 to 1128 code for a protein of 375 amino acids.
AUGCACGGCCGCCAUAUUGGCAAGGGCGGGGGGCUACCGCGCAUGCGCGGCCGCCAUAUUGGCAAGGGCAAGGGGCUACCACGCAUGCUCGGCGGCCAUAUUGGCAAGGGCAAGGGGCUACCGCAUAUACGCGGCCGCCAUAUUGGCAAGGGCAAGGGGCUACCGCGCAUGCCCGGCCGCCAUAUUGGCAAGGGCAAGGGGCUACCGCGCAUGCACGGCCGCCAUAUUGGCAAGGGCGGGGGGCUACCGCACAUGAGCGGCCGACAUAUUGGCAAGGGCAAGAGGCUACAGCGCAUGCGCGGCCGCCAUAUUGGCAAGGGCAAUGGGCUACCGCGCAUGCGCGGCUGCCAUAUUGGCAAGGGAAAGGAGCUACCACGCAUGUGCGGCCGCCAUAUUGGCGAGGGCAGGGGGCUACCGCGCAUGCGCGGCCGCCAUAUUGGCAAGGGACAAGGGCUACCGCGCAUGCGCGGCCACCAUAUUGGCAAGGGCAAAGUGCUACUGCGCGUGUGCGGCCGCAAUAUUGGCAAGGGCAAAGGGCUACCGCGCAUGCGCGGCCGCCAUAUUGGCAAGGGCGGGGGGCGAUUGCGCAUGCGCGGCCGCCAUAUUGGUAAGGGCAAUGGGCUACUGUGGAUGCGCGGCAGCGAUGUUGGCAAGGGCAAGGGGCUACCGCGCAUGCGCGGACGCCAUAUUGGAGAGGGCGGGGGGCUACAGCGCAUGCGCGGCCUCCAUAUUGGCAAGGGCGGGGGGCUACCGCACAUGCGCGGCCGCCAUAUUGGCAAGGGCAAAGGGCUAACGCGCGUGCGCGGCCGCAAUAUUGGGAAGGGCAAGGGGCUACCGCGCAUGCGCGGCCGCCAUAUUGGCAAGGGCGGAGGGAUACUGCGCGUGUGCGGCCGCAAUAUUGGCAAGGGCARAGGGCUACCGCGCAUGCGCGGCCGCCAUAUUGGCAAGGGCAACGGGCUACCGCGCAUGCGCGGCCGCCAUAUUGGCAAGGGCGGGGGGCGAUUGCGCAUGCGCGGCCGCCAUAUUGGCAAGGGCGGAGGGAUACCGGGCAUGCGCGGCCGCCAUGUUUGCAAGAAGGGCGGCAAUCGCGAAUGCGCGGCCGCGAACGUGGAAAGGGCAAGCGGUUAA